AUGUUUUUUGAAGCCACCUAUGUCCCAUCACCGCCUUUAUCAAUAGCAAGUGACGAAGAUGACUUGAUAGAUAAUACCAACACUACGACAGACAGUCAAUCAGCAGACAGUGUAAAUACAAGCGAACCCAGUUCGGAUAAGCCAGUUGACCAUUUGAUCUUUGUUAUCCAUGGUAUUGGACAGCAAACAGAACAAUAUGGGCAUUUCUACGAGCACAUCGAGAAUUUGCAAGAGACGACAAGACAAGUGUUGCAGGCAAAAGUGCCUGAUCACAAUGUUCGCAUAGAACUGAUACCCAUUGAAUGGCAUAGACACAUCCAUGAGCAAGUGGAUCCCAUCAUCAACAAAAUUACACUCAAAUCGAUACCCACCAUCCGUCUGAUCGAGAAUGAUUAUCUGGCAGAUGUCUUGUUUUACUUUUCCAAGGACAGAGGACAAAAGAUCAUUGACAAUGUCACGAAUCUAUUCAACACAUCCUACCACAAUUUUAUGGAGAAACACCCAAAUUUCACCGGCAAGAUUGUAAUUAUGGGCUAUUCGCUGGGUGGCAUCAUUGUCUGGGAUAUCCUGUCGCAUCAACGGGAGCCUAAAGACCAUGAAACAGCCAUGUACGAUAAAAUGGACAUCAAAUUCACCAAACUGGAUUUCAAGCCAAACUACUUUUUCGGUCUGGGAUCUCCUGUGGGUGCUGUGCUGACCUUCAGAGGUCAAGAUCCAAAAGUGUAUCAUCCAGAUUUCGACAUUCAGUUUGAGAACGUAUUUCACCCUUUUGAUCCUUUGGGCUAUCGAUUUGAACCGCUAUUCAACGAUUAUUUCACAGACAAACCAGCAGUAUUGGUGCAGAGAUCUGUUCCUAUCGGCCCUUCGUUCUCUUUCCCAUCCAUGCCAUCGUUUCCGCUAUCUGCUGGGUUUCUGUCGUUUUUCAGUUGGAAGCAAGAAGACAAGGCAGCGAAGACAAUUUACAAUGCCACAGCGGAAGCAGCUGAUGCCAACGAGGACAUCAUCAAGGAGGAGAAUGCGCAAGUCAAACAACAGGACGAGCAGGCUUCUACAUCAUUCGGUUUCAUGUCUUCAUUUCUUCAAUACUUCUCAAGGGGCGGUGGCACUGAAAAGCUGAAUGGUACGGAAAACAAACAAGAUGCGUCUAAAAAUGGCAUCAUCACCUGGGAUCCUCUCAAAGAGCAGACAAGAGAGCAGCUAUUGGCAUUGCGUGAUGAUUUGGACAGAACACUAAAUGGAUUCAAUGCAUCAUCGUUGGGAUUACCAAGAAGGCCUGCCAUGAAUAUUAGAUCAAAGACGAUUGGAUCAUCCACACCGCAGGAAGACAGUUUAUACUCAUGCUCUUUGGAGCAAAAUUCAGAUGGUUCUGUAUUUGAUAAAGCAUCUGGUGGAGAAGCAGCAAUACCGCCGUCCAUCAGCAAAAGCAGGAGUAGCUUCAGCAUAGAAAACAAGAAACCAGAAAGAAUAGCGUUGCGUAAGACCUUGACAGAACACAACCCUAAACGUCAACAUUUGGUAGAAGUGCUUGGCAUUGAUGGCGUCCGCGUUGAUUCGUUUGAGCGAGCAAGAGUUAAUUUUGAUAAGCAUGUGCAGCAUGACCAAACACAAUCAGCAGAAAGUAACGGCAAUAAGCAUUUGCAGUCAUCUACAUCAACCACGACUGAUAAGAAAAAAGAAGAAGAAAAGACAGGCGACAGCAAGAGCAAUGAUCUGUGGUCAGAUUUGAAUCAGGAGAUGAAUAAGCCGGGCCCAGCCAUCACAAGCCCAGGCGAGUCUCGGGCAGAGAUAGCCCAAGAUGCAACUGUACCAGCCUCAUCUACAGAUAAGAAUGAACCAGAGGAGGAUCAAGAAGCUGACAAGGCCCUGAAAGAAGAGCAAGAGUCCAUCAAUACCCUGCCUGGAAAGAAGCGAAUGGAUUAUGUGUUACAGCCCGAUAGUGUUAUGUCGAUGAUUGCCAACGAAUAUCUUAUUGGAUUGCGUGCUCAUUUCUCGUAUUGGACCAACAAGGAUUUCAUCUGGCACAUGUUGCGCCGUAUCGAGGAUCUGGAUAGCAGCGAUGCAGCAUCCUCCUCUUCGUCGACAACCACCGCCCAUAACAAGAAAAAGAAGGAGCAGCAGCUAGAUGCUGGUAGAAAGCUGUAUCAUGCUGAAGCAAGUAGCAGUGGAGGAGCAACAAACAACAAGUCGACAACAUCCAUUGUUAGCAUUGACGAUAGUAAUAUUCCAAAGAAGAAGAAAUAA
Messenger RNA from Mucor velutinosus, 2241 nucleotides. RefSeq lists its product as uncharacterized. The transcript is spliced from 5 exons. The record is from RefSeq and is a predicted model, not a curated record. Gene Ontology annotation, cellular component: cytoplasm. Lineage: Eukaryota; Fungi; Mucoromycota; Mucoromycetes; Mucorales; Mucoraceae. Gene Ontology annotation, molecular function: metal ion binding; glycerophospholipase activity. The coding region runs from base 1 to 2241 and encodes 746 amino acids.